UCAGGAUUGGCCUGAGGGGAUUUUGGGAUGUAAGGAGACAUCCUAUUUCCUCAAGGGAACUCUUCCUUCCAGGCAUUUGGUGGAGUAGGGUGUAGCCUGAAUAGGAUAUCAAAGUGUAGGUCCCAAAACAGGGAAGCACAGCCUUGAAGCUCUUCAGUUUGCCUGUGGGUUCUCCAGAGACCUGAGUUCUGAGCACUCAGCCAACUUCAUCACAGCUGAUUUGCUGCCUGAGGAAAUUCCAGAUGAACUACAAAAAGCCAUCCAGUCUCUUAAAACUGACCAUUAAGAGUCUUUUAAGGGAUGAGAACUUGGCCAUCUCUUCCCUGAGGAGUCUGCCUGGAGAGCUCUUCCCAAGUCUCUUUGAGGAAGCUUACUUUGAAAGAUGCUGGAAUAUCCUGAAGGCUCUUGUCCAGAGCUGGCCCUUUGCUAGACUGCCUCUGGGGGAUCUGCGUGAAUACCCUGCAGAUGAAGCUUUGAAAGCUCUCCUGGAUGGAAUUGAUGUCCUCCUUCAGCAGGAAGUUCUCCCCAGGUGUAAGCUCCGGGUGUUGGAUUUACACUUCAAUGGAGAGAAGUUCUGGAGUGUGUGGACUGGAGUCGACGAUACAGUGCACUCAGUAAGGAGACAACUAGUGGCUGAUGGACCUUCAAGGAAUGAGAAGGGAAGGCCCUCCAUGGAGGUGUGUGCAGACCUCAUCCUCAGUCAGUGUCAAGACAAUCACUUUUGCACCUACAUACUGAAGUGGAUCAAGAAGAGAAAGGGAGUGCACCUUUGUUGUAAGAAAGUGACAAUAUAUUCACUGAACAGAGAGAAUGUCAAGCUUUUACAGAGCAUCUCAUUGUGUGAUGUCGAGGAACUGGACAUUAAUUGGAUAUGGACUACCCCAGAACCACAAAAGUUGUGGCCAUUUCUGGGCAGGAUGAAAAACCUCAGGAGACUCUGUCUGAACAUCAACAUACUUGAUGCAAUCCCUUCAAACGAGCUGGAGAACCAGGAUCAUCCCAUCACCGAAUUUAGAUCUGAGUUCCUCCACCUACUUUAUCUUCAACAGCUGUACUUAGAAUCUGUCUCCUUCCUUCAGGGCCAUCUGGAAAAGCUGCUCAGGAGUCUUCAAACCCAGCUGGAGGUCUUCUCACUCAUUGACUGCACAGUAACAGAAAGAGACUUGGCUCACCUGUUCCAGAGCCCACACAUCCGGCAGCUGAAGGAACUGUGUCUGAGAGGCAUCCCCCUGACCUCUGUCAGUGAGCCCCUGGGAGCUCUGCUGGAGGUAAAUGCAGCCACCCUGCAGGACCUGGACCUGAGUCUGUGUGGCCUCCAGGACCCCCAGCUUGAGGCCCUGCUCCCUGCCCUGAGCAUCUGCUCCCAGCUCAGGUCUCUCAACCUGCAUGGGAACCGCCUGUCCAUGGCCAUCCUGGAGAAGCUGCUGCACUGCACCACGGGGCUGCAGCAUUUGUGUCUCCAGCUGUUUCCUGCCCCUCUGGAGAGUUCAAACCCCCAGGGAGUUCCACAGUCUUGGGUAUUAGACUUGCUUUGUACUCAGAUCUCAAACAUUCUCCAGCAUCUUGGAUACUCCAGGUCCAUCAUGAUGAGCAGUUGUCAUUGCUCACACUGUGCUAGGAAGGAGUUCAGAAACUGGGAGCCCACAUUUAUUCCCUGCUCACAUCUGUAUGAAACUCAUUAUGGAGAACUUAAAGCCAUCGUUAUACCUUUCAGAAUCAUUAGAAGUGGCAUCUAG
Messenger RNA from Erinaceus europaeus (western European hedgehog), 1736 nucleotides. Its product is annotated as PRAME family member 7-like. The coding region runs from base 243 to 1736 and encodes 497 amino acids. Gene Ontology annotation, biological process: negative regulation of DNA-templated transcription; positive regulation of cell population proliferation; negative regulation of apoptotic process. Lineage: Eukaryota; Metazoa; Chordata; Mammalia; Eulipotyphla; Erinaceidae. The transcript has 4 exons. The record is from RefSeq and is a predicted model, not a curated record. Gene Ontology annotation, cellular component: cytoplasm.